CAAACAGGAAGAAAACAUCCAGCUGUUAUCAAAGCACGGAGAGCUCCGGUUAGCGUAGCACCCCUGUGUGGCAGUGGCUCCGUAAUGAAACGGCUUUGAGAGUCGGGAGUGAACUGGUGCUUUAUCAUGCUGUGUCCGUAGUAGUGACUGUACCGAGUGAUACCCACGGAACUUAAUUCUGUUCUCUUUCCUCCGGGCCGAGCGUAGAAACAAGGUGUGAAUGAGUGACGUGGUGCCUCCCACAGCCCUCAGUGAAGUCCAGCUCCGCUUCCUCUGCCACGAUGACAUAGAUAGCGUUAAGCUGCUCUGUGGUGAUUGGUUCCCAAUCGAGUACCCAGACUCAUGGUAUCAAGACAUCACCUCCAACAAGAAGUUCUUCUCCCUCGCUGCCACCUACAGAGGAGGCAUCGUGGGAAUGAUUGUGGCCGAGAUCAAAGGUCGGACCAAAGUACACAAAGAGGAUGGAGACAUCCUGGCCUCCAGUUUCCCCGUGGACACACAGGUAGCCUACAUCCUCAGCCUGGGAGUGGUCAAAGAGUUCAGGAAACAUGGCAUAGGCUCCUUGCUGCUGGACAGUUUGAAGGAGCACAUAUCAACGACAGCCCAGGACCACUGUAAGGCAAUCUACCUACACGUCCUCACUACUAACAACACUGCCAUCAACUUCUAUGAGAACAGGGACUUCAGGCAGCACCACUACCUACCCUACUACUACUCCAUACGAGGCGUCCUCAAAGACGGAUUCACAUAUGUGCUCUACAUCAAUGGGGGUCAUCCACCCUGGACGAUAUUUGAUUAUAUCCAGCACAUCGGUUCAGCCUUGGCCAGCUUGAGCCCCUGCUCCAUCCCUCAGAGGCUUUACCGACAGGCCCAGUCCCUGCUGCGCUCUCUGCUCCCCUGGUCCAACAUCGCUUCCAAGACUGGCAUACAGUACAGCAGAACAAUGUGACCCAGCAUGGAGCACAAAUGUUCCCGUCAGUCUUCCCCUGUACACAGCGAGAUGUACACGCACACUCACAUUCUCAGUCUCGUACGGCUUUCCACGCCCUGUAUAAUACACAGGACCUCAGGUUCAACCUGCAUUUGACCGUUCACAUGCCA
Archocentrus centrarchus (flier cichlid) is the source of this 1101-nucleotide messenger RNA. It is a transcript of the gene naa60, whose product is annotated as N-alpha-acetyltransferase 60, NatF catalytic subunit. Gene Ontology annotation, cellular component: Golgi membrane. The transcript has 7 exons. Bases 221 to 949 code for a protein of 242 amino acids. Gene Ontology annotation, molecular function: histone acetyltransferase activity; protein-N-terminal amino-acid acetyltransferase activity. Lineage: Eukaryota; Metazoa; Chordata; Actinopteri; Cichliformes; Cichlidae. Gene Ontology annotation, biological process: N-terminal peptidyl-methionine acetylation. The record is from RefSeq and is a predicted model, not a curated record.